GGGAGGUUAUUCUAACCUUCCAGUUGAUUGCGAACCACGUUCUGAUUCAAAUGGGUCAAUCUUAACCUAAAAACCGUAACUAGAGGAGCACAUGCGACUUAUUGAUUUCGCCGAUUGAGUCCCAACAUUACCAAUCGCAUUCGCCGGUAACACUCGGUGUGGAGAUGGGGUAAGAGCCCCUCCAUCGCCUUCAGAACGCAGUGAACAUACGCUUGUUGAGACUCUACAAUUUUCGAAAUUUUUAAGAACUGAUACUGUCCGUUAUGACUACUAACAAAUCGCCGGAAAUGACCAAGAACGGUCACGAGUUGGCACCGCUGAACUCUAAGGGUGGUCGCGAAGGAAAAGGUGUUACCAUAGUGCUCCAAGGGCCUAGAGGCUCCAUCAUAUCUAGAGGAAGCGGGGCAGCAGCGGAUCAAGAUCCUGACAGGGCUGCAUGGUCGGGAAAAAUGCAAUUCUUCUUGUCAAUUAUUGGAUACUCUGUGGGCCUGGGGAAUAUUUGGAGGUUCCCCUAUUUGUGCCAGCAGAACGGUGGAGGUGCCUUUUUGAUUCCGUUCGCUAUAAUGUUGAUCUUCGAGGGUAUACCUCUCUUCCUAAUCGAACUUGGAAUAGGACAGAAGAUGAGGCUGGGUUCUCUGGGAGUCUGGAAUACCAUACAUCCUUGGUUGGGUGGUAUUGGAAUAUCGUCAUGUUUGGUGACCUUCUUCGUGGCCCUUUAUUAUAACGUCAUCAUCACCUGGUGUUUUUACUAUUUUUUCAACAGUUUUCAAUAUCCACUUCCCUGGCAAAACUGUCCAAUAGAAAAUGGCACAAUUGUCGAGGAAUGUGACCUAUCUUCAGCCACGGCAUAUUUCUGGUACAGAACUACCCUAGACUCCUCAUCCUCUAUAGAAUCUGGAGGUUACCCCAGAUGGUGGAUUGUUUUGUGCCUUUUACUGUCCUGGAUCGUAGUGUUCUUCAUCGUCAUGAAGGGAAUACAGAGCUCUGGAAAGGUCGUUUACUUCACUUCGAUGUUCCCCUACAUCGUUUUAACGAUUUUCUUCAUCAGGGGAAUAACCCUGGAAGGUGCUAGUGCUGGAUUAGCCCAUAUGUAUACACCUAAGGUCGAGAAAUUAUUGGAUCCGAAAGUUUGGCUAGAUGCAGCUACCCAAGUCUUCUAUUCCUUCGGCUUAGCCUUCGGAUCCUUGAUAGCCUUCGGAUCUUACAAUACGCCGAAGAACAACUGUGUUCGCGAUGUUAUACUGGUGUCAAUUUGCAAUGCCAUCACUGCUAUCUACGCUAGCGUUGUGAUAUUUGCCAUUCUUGGUUUCAAGGCUGUCAGUAAUGUGAAUAAAUGUGUGUUAGACAAUAAGAUGAUUUUACAUAAAGCUGGAUAUUUUCCAAAUGUGACAGAUUUGACGACAAUAAACGAUGACCUCUAUAAUUCUGUGAUGUCUAGUAUUCAAAAUAAGACCGCAUCUAAACUAAGAGAAUGCUCCCUCGCCAAGGAAUUGGAUGCUGCAGCAGAGGGAACCGGACUUGCUUUCAUAGUUUUCACCCAAGCCAUUGUUGAACUUCCUGGGGGUCCUUUUUGGGCAGUCAUCUUCUUCAUGAUGCUUCUAUCUUUGGGGAUUGGCUCCCAGAUUGGUAUUCUUGAGGGGAUGCUCUGUACUGUUUUCGAUAUAGAGAUUUUCAAGAGGAUAAGGAAAGAAUACAUCACAGCCUGUGUUUGUGUGAUCUGCUUCUUCGUGGGACUGAUAUUCACAACUGGUGCCGGAGAAUAUUGGCUGAAGUUGUUCGAUUCUUUCGCUGGUACCAUAGGACUCGUUGUGGUGGCACUCAUGGAGAUGAUUGCGGUCAUCUUCAUUUACGGCCACGAGAAGUUCACCAAGGACAUACAGGACAUGACAGGCAUCAAACCAGGGCCGUAUUGGCAGUUCUGCUGGCGAUUCCUGGCUCCAGCCAUCAUGGGAAUCAUCCUGAUUUCUUCCGUCAUCUCAAUGGUGCGCGAUCCUCCGAAAUAUGACGCAUGGAUCGCCGAAAUGGGUAACACCAGUAAGACGCCUUAUCCUGGAUGGGUACUGUGCAUAGCUAUAUCUAUGGUAUUAGCUGGUGUCUUGCCUAUACCUAUAGUCUUCUUGCUCCGAAGAUACCAGUGUUUGAAGAUGGAUAUCAACAUUCACGAAGGAUCUAUACGACGUAUCGAUACGACAGUUUCAACCAAAGAAAUGAUAACUGAUGUCGAUUUCGACAAUGACGAGGAUCUGCACAACGAAUUGGGACUGUAUGAUGACGAUUCCGACUUCGAAGAUUACUUUGGCCCCCAGUUGAACAACCCUCAAGUUGGUAGCUCUUAUACGAUAAGAAUGAAUGUCUGAGAGUUGUACAGGGUUGACAACCAUGCCAUUCUUGGGUGUUCACUCGAAAGUGCCACUGUGGUUGGUGAUCUUACUCAGGGUGAUCAACAUCCCCUUGAACUCGACAGCCAAUCAUAUUGUGACUGUACAACUGUCAGGAUUUGUUAUUUUGUUACUUAGGUCACUUGUUGCGAAACCGCUUCGUAUUUUUUUAUGUAUAUAGUGUAAAUAGACCGAUAAUAAUCUGGAUUUGACCCAGAGCAGGAUGAUUCAUAUUUAGUAUGGUGCCAAAGAAUUGUAAAUUGCCUGUAUGAAUGUAGAUAUGUACAUUGAAUUGGUUUUCAUUGCCGUCUUAGUGGAAACAACUAACCAUUUUCCCGAAACGGUUAAAACCACGCUAAUUUUCCACCUUACAGCAAUGAAUUCGAAGUGAUAUUCGAUAUGAGGGUUAGACUUUUUAUAAGAAUAUAAUAUUGAUUUAUGCGUUGUUUUUGCAACUUUGGCUCAAUACUAUUUGCAUGUUAUGAUCAUUGGAAUUUUCAAAGUGAGAAGAUAGUUUAGCUUUCGAUGAGUUCUGAAAGUAUCUGAAUGAGGUGGUUAGUUGAUUCAUAAUGCAGGGAUUAUCAGGAGUGACUGGAUUUUUUUAAUACAUUUUAAGAUGUUAUCGGAAACUCCUAUAAAUCUUGAAUUGAACAGUCAGAGAGGUUGUAAACUAUUUUUUAGAUUCCUCUGGAAGUUAUUAACUGAUAUUUUCAAUUUUUAUUCAACGAUUUUCUAUUGAAUCUAGAUAUAUGUAGUAAAAUUUAUCAUUACGUUAUUGUUAUAUACCAGAGAAAUUUCGAAUAUCAUGUCUUGUUGAGUCCUGGAACUUAUUGAUUUGAACAAACAUUAAAAAAACGUUUUCACAGUAAUUAUUGAUUUUGUUGUCAACGUUGCAGGUAAACCGAUUUCAAAAUUUAAAAAAGAAUAAUGUUUAUUUGAAUAUCGUUUCAGAAUUUCACUCAAACCGUGUUGGUUGUAUGUUUAUCAGUUAAAUUGUUUUUCUUGAAAAUCAUUCGAUAAAGAAAAUGUAAUUAUUUUUUAGAUUCAAUAUUCAAAAGUGUAAUUUACCGAAAACUUUAUAAUUGUGCCUAAAAAUUUUCUACAAAUUUACCACAGUAUUAAAGGAAUUUUAAAUAGAGCCACCCCAUAUGUGUUUCUGGAAUUUCGUAUACCUAUUACAUUCUAUCCAUUGUACAUAAAUAUGUGAUAUUAACCGUUUUCCAAUAACUCAAGCUGUUCCUGAAAAAGAUUGAUAAUUUUCAGAUUAGAAUGCGGCACUUUUCAUAUAAAGCACACAACAAUAUGUACCUGUUCUCAAGCAACUAAAUUCUUGUUAUUUAUUCUAUUUAUUACGAUGUUUCUUGAAAAUUUUCGGUGAUAAAUCAUGUCGAAAUUACAUUGUUUUUCUGCGAAAUUGUAUCGUUUAAAUGGACAUUUAUUUGGAUUUCAAAUUGAAUAUUUGAGUUGAAAACACUGCAGCAAUUCAAAAUUGAUAAAGAUAUGUAGUUCAUCUUGAUUUCGAUUACGUUUAUCUAGAUAUAUUUUUAUCAGAUUUGAUCGAUUAUAAAUACUCGUAUGUUAGAUUUCCCUAUACCGGGAAAUUUGAUGUUUUUUGGAUUCCAUUAUCGUGAAGCAAUAAAAGUAGAUAAGGAAAUAUUGUGAGAAUUGGACUCAAUAAAUUUUAUACGGAAAACGUUAUUAAUAGAACCAUGCAUCUUAAAUGGAAGAGUUUCAAUUCAAAUAUUCAUGAAUAGCUCAUUACGAAUGAUCCGAAAUUUAUCCAGCGUUUUGCAUGAUUCUAUUCUUUGAAUUCUAUGGAUGUUUGAUGAUGUAUAAUGUUGUAAUAUUCUGUAAUUCAUAUAAUGCAAAUUUAGUUAUCUUGAAAUCUGAGCAAAUUGAGUAUGUUUUGCCCCCACCUCAUUGGACUUCAAAUGUUUUAUGCUCAAAAUUAAGCAUGUUUUAAUUUAUUGUAUUGUUCGAUGUUAAUUUUGUAAAUUAUUGAUUCCUUGAAAGGGGAAAUUUUAGAUGUUUUUCAGGAUAUAAAUUAUAACGAGAUGCUUAGUGAGUUUUAUAGAUUACUAUUGAUGUUGAUUUUCGGAAAAUUUAGGGAAUUAGCAGCGUCAUUUGAAAUGUCCGACUGAAAUUUACACUAGGUAUACUCAAAAGUGAGUGCCAUCUAUAUGUACUCGCCAAGUGAGUGAACUUAGAUUAACAUCAAGAUAUUUUUGAUUUGCUUUGAAGAUAAAUUGUGAUUAUAUAUCAACAAGUAUUAAAGAUUAGAA
Messenger RNA from Coccinella septempunctata (seven-spotted ladybird), 4660 nucleotides. Its product is annotated as sodium-dependent neutral amino acid transporter B(0)AT3. Lineage: Eukaryota; Metazoa; Arthropoda; Insecta; Coleoptera; Coccinellidae. Gene Ontology annotation, cellular component: membrane. The coding region runs from base 264 to 2357 and encodes 697 amino acids. The record is from RefSeq and is a predicted model, not a curated record. The transcript has 10 exons. Gene Ontology annotation, biological process: sodium ion transmembrane transport.